AUGCACUUUAAUGCUGAAGCUGCUUCACAAAAUAAAAAGUCAAUACAAUGCUACAUUUGUCUCCAAUACAAUCAUGUAGCCAAGUACUGCAAAACAAAACAGCAAAUAUGUGCUAAAUACGGUGAUAACCAUAGUAUCGAGCAAUGCACAGCUGUAAAUGGUGCAGUUAAAUGCAAUAACUGUAAAGGUAAACAUUUGGCAACUGCUAAUGAUUGUCCUAACCUUUUAGAACAAGAAAAGCGAAUGUUGAAUUUAAUUAAUCAAUAUUCGUCUACAAGCAGUCCAACAGUCACAACACCGUUACUACAUGAUAGCAAUGAAUUUCCUUCAUUACCAAACAUGUAUCAACGUCAACAAGGUUUUAUCGAAUGUGUCGACGAUGAUAGUACAACAUUUGAAAAAAAUGAAUAUGAAGCCAAAUUAGAUUGGAUAUUAGGAAGUCAACCACUCCUAUCAUUCAUAACAAAUGUUGAAACACACCCAACCAUCGGCUCAAUAAAUGGACAUAAACCAUUAAAAUUCGAUAUCCAAAUUGGAGCUGAACCAAAACCAACUUCUCCAAGAUUAUCACUUAAUUUUAAAGAAGCAAAAUGGGCAAAGUUCAGAUCCAAAUUAGAUCGACAACUAAUACUAUGGAAUAACGAUCUUAGUCUAAAUUCACCUUUAGACAUAGAAGAUUAUUCAAUGUUUAUUACCGAUAGUAUUAUGUUAGCAACUAAAGAAGCCAUUCCAACAUCUACACCAACGAGCAAAAGUUAUGCAUUAAGUGAAGCAUCCAAGAGCUUGAUCACACUGAGGCAUCAAGCAUAUCAAAGAUGGAAGAGGACCGGAGUCAAUAUAGACAAACGUCAAUAUUACAACUCCAAAAUCUUAUUAACCAACUCACUUAGAAAUGACAGAAUAGACAACAUUAACAAGUUAAUGUCAUCCCUAUGUCAUAAAAAAAUGUAUUCAGACAAGGUUUGGCUUACAGUUCGCAAGUUCCAUAGCAAAAGAAUUAAGCAAACUUUUACAUGCAACAACACGACAGCAUCAUCAGAUAAAGAAAAAGCAGAAUUAUUUGCGAAUUACUUCGAAAAUGAUGUCUACUCUUCCACUGAUGAUACACUGCCAUUUCAUGAUCAAGUAACAAGCCAAGCAAGCAACACCAAGAAGAAAAAUAUAACCUCUUUAAACACACCGAAGUGGAAGCAAAUUACAAUAGAAGAAGUAAAAUAUCAUAUUAAACGACUUCAAUUACUUAUUCAGCAUUUAACUAAGCUGUCCAAUCAAAUUCUGAAGCAAGGUCAUAUUCCAACGAAGUGGAAAACAGCUAACAUUAUACUUAUAAUGAAACCGAAGAAAGACAAGCAACAUCCGUCUAGUUAUCGACCGAUUAGUCUCCUUAGUUGUUUCGGCAAACUAUUGGAGAAAAUAAUCAAACAACGAUUAAUGCUUGAACUCGAACGAAGAAACAUCUUACCAGAACAUCAAGCCGGCUUUAGACCAGGAAAAAGCACAAUUUACAACAUCCUGCGAUUAGAACGAUACGCUCAGAAUCAACUUCGAAGUGCUCGAAGACACUCAGCGGUAAUUCUAUUCGAUAUCAAAGCUGCAAUUGAUUCAGUAUGGCAUAACGGUCUUAUAUAUUACAAAUUAAACGAUCUUAGACUUCCCAAGUACAUCAUCAACUACUUAACAUCAUUUCUUAAAGAUCGAACCGCAUCAAUCGAAAUCGAAAAUGUCCUAUCCAAACAAUUCAACUUAAAGAGCGGUACUCCACAAGGAUCUCCAUUAUCACCACUAUUAUAUAUUAUAUAUACUGCAGAUUCGAUGAAUGAAAUACCGACUCAUACAGAACAUUGA
Rotaria socialis is the source of this 1845-nucleotide messenger RNA. The record is from the annotation of a GenBank genome assembly. NCBI's taxonomy places the organism in Eukaryota, Metazoa, Rotifera, Eurotatoria, Philodinida, Philodinidae.